Molecule: messenger RNA, 801 nt
Organism: Cyanidioschyzon merolae strain 10D
Lineage: Eukaryota; Rhodophyta; Bangiophyceae; Cyanidiales; Cyanidiaceae
Product: similar to GTPase-activating protein
Exons: 1
Coding region: 1-801 (266 amino acids)
Biological process (GO): nucleocytoplasmic transport
Cellular component (GO): cytoplasm; nuclear pore
Molecular function (GO): GTPase activator activity
Source: RefSeq, a predicted model, not a curated record
AUGAGCGAUCAAACUAGACAAUUCUCGGAGAAAGAACAGGAGAGCGCACAACCUCGCAAGGAGGAAGCAGUGCGUUCAUCGUCACCGGAGCAAGCAUCGCGAACACCUCCUGCGCCUACCGGGUUUCGUUUCGUCGUACCUACCACUGCCACUGCUACUGGUGGUGAUGCUGGUCAAGGUAGUGAUCGUGAAGCGAAUCAGAGCGCUGCACCGGUGAAAGCUCCCCAGGUCGUUUUUGGCGGUGUCACCGAAAGCGUCGACCAGGACGUUGGUGCCGCUGAUGACGACGGUGCAGCGGAGACGCUCGGCGAGGAGGACGCCUCGACUGCCGACUGGAAGCCCCUGGUGCAGCUUGACUUGGUUCAGAUUAAGAGCGGCGAAGAGGACGAGGAUGUCGUAGCAAAGUAUCGAGCAAAGUUGUACCGCUUUGAUAAGAGCAUGCGAGAGUGGAAGGAGCGCGGCACCGGCGAGAUCAAGUUUCUCAAGCACCGGGUCAGUGGACGCAUCCGCCUGCUGAUGCGACGCCAACAGACGCUGAAGAUUUGCGCCAACCACUACCUUUUACCAGAAAUGCGACUGGAAGAGAAUAUGGGCUCAGAUCGAUCCUGGGUAUGGACGGCCGUCGACUACGCGGACGAGGAACGCGACGAGGCGGUUCUAGCGAUUCGCUUUAAGGACUCGGAAACGGCAAAGCGGUUCUACGAUACCUUCGAGGAGCUUCGCAAAGAGAUGCAAAGUUUGCUUGUAUCCGGCAAGUCGGCGACAGAACAAUCGCGCCAAGGUGAGCAGACGGCAAUCUGA